CUCAUUCCCUGUUGACGUCCACGACUCUGCCAUUCCAGGGUGUUCUCCGCUCCUCUCAUGUGCUCAGAAAGACUCUUCUAACUGCCUCUGUGCUCACAUCCUCCUUCUCUUUGGUUUUUCUCUGCACCAGCAGUUUCUUUAUCGACCAUUAACUCUGUCCGUUUUCUUCUUCUUCUUCUUACGGAGUUUGGAGGCUGAGCUCAUCCAGCCUCUCAGCGGUGUGAACCCUUCCUCUCUCCGCUCCAUCAGGACCAAACCUGCUGGUUAUCUAUCACCGUGGUGACCUCUGCUUGUUUCUGGCUGAAGUUGGAAGCCGCUUCCAUGAGCGCUCCUCCGCUGAUCCGGGCUCCCAGCCCGCUCCCGUUCUUAGCGGCUACAAACAUCUCCUCCGGGGGAGGAGGAGCAGGUGGGACCGGUGUGAUCUCCUUCCACAUUCAGAUCGGUAUGAGCCGGGAGCCGGUACUGCUGGACGCCGCAGAGCUGAACCUGAGCCAGGUCCGGGAAGUCGCCUGCUCCAUCGUGGAUCAGAAGUUGCCAGAAUGUGGUUUCUAUGGGAUGUAUGAGAAGAUCCUGCUGUUUCGCCAUGACCAGACCUCAGACAACAUCCUGCAGCUUCUGCACUCAGCUUCUCAGAUCCAGGAGGGAGACCUUGUGGAGGCCAUACUGUCAGCUUCAGCCACGGUGGAGGACUUCCAGAUCCGUCCACACAGCUUGUUUGUCCACUCGUACAGAGCUCCAGCUUUCUGUGACCACUGUGGAGAGAUGCUGUGGGGACUCGUACGCCAGGGGCUCAAAUGUGAAGGCUGUGGUCUGAAUUACCAUAAACGCUGUGCCUUUAAGAUUCCCAACAACUGCAGCGGGAUGAAAAGGCGGCGUCUAUCCAACGUCUCCUUGACAGGAGGGAUGGUCAGCAUGGGUCGCCCACUCUCUGCUGAGCCGUCACCUCCCCACUACACUGACGAUGCUUUACUGUCACCAGUGAGUCCCAGUAUGGAGCAGAAGACCCAGUUAGAUUAUUUCCCCAGUAGAGAGCGGCGAUCCAGCUCUCAGUCCUACAUUGGUCGUCCCAUCGAGCUGGACAAGAUCUUUCUGUCAAAGGUCAAAGUUCCCCACACCUUUCUGGUCCACUCAUACACCCGACCAACUGUCUGCCAGCACUGCAAAAAGCUGCUGAAAGGCCUCUUCAGACAGGGCCUGCAGUGCAAAGAUUGUAAGUUUAACUGUCAUAAAAGAUGUGCCCUGAAAGUGCCAAACAACUGUCUGGGAGAAGUUUCCAAAAAUGAAGAGCUCCUGAGCCCAGGGAUGGAGUCAGAUAUGGUGAUGCUGGAGGGCUGCCUUGAUGACCACAAUGCUGAUAGAGGUGAUGGUCUCCUGGAUGACAUGGAUGAAGCACUAACGUCAGAGGGGAGUUUGCUGCUGGAGACGGGACCCAGUGACCUUAGCGAUCUUCGUGACCCCGACUUGGACGACUCCAACCGUGCCAUCAGCCCAUCAACCAGUAACAACAUCCCACUGAUGCGGGUCGUUCAGUCUGUCAAGCACACUAAGAGAAAGAACAGUAAUGUGAUGAAGGAGGGCUGGAUGGUCCACUACACCAGCAAGGACACCCUGAGAAAAAGACAUUAUUGGCGGCUGGACAGUAAAUGCAUCACACUGUUUCAGAAUGAUACAGGAAGCAAAUACUACAAGGAAAUCCCGCUGUCAGAGAUCUUAUCUCUGGAACCACCUCACACCUUCUCCUUGCUUCCUGAUGGAGCCAAUCCGCACUGCUUUGAAAUUUCCACAGCAUCACUGGUUUACUAUGUUGGAGAGAAUCUGCAUAAAGCUGAGUCUUCUGUGGCAGGCAGCAACAUUCUGGUCAGUGGUGUGGGAUACGAUGUGGCUCGGAUGUGGGAGAUGGCCAUCCAGCACGCCCUGAUGCCAGCUGUUUCCUCUGGAGUUGGCCACAGUUCCCACCGCAGCGGGCACAAGGAAGCUUCAAUCAGCAUUUCUGUUUCCAACUGCCAGAUCCAGGAGAAUGUGGAUAUCAACUCUGUGUAUCAGAUCUUCCCAGACGAGGUUCUUGGUUCAGGACAGUUUGGAAUUGUGUACGGAGGCAAACAUAGAAAGUCGGGCCGAGAUGUCGCCAUCAAGAUAAUUGAUAAACUUCGCUUCCCCACGAAACAGGAGAGUCAGCUGCGAAACGAGGUGGCUAUCCUGCAGGGCCUGCACCAUCCAGGUGUGGUCAUCCUGGACUGCAUGUUUGAGACCCCAGAGCGAGUGUUUGUGGUGAUGGAGAAGCUCCAUGGGGACAUGUUGGAGAUGAUUCUUUCAAGUGAGAAAGGUCGGCUUCCUGAAAGAAUUACCAAGUUCCUGGUCACACAGAUCCUAGUGGCUUUGCGUCACCUCCACUUCAAGAACAUCGUCCACUGUGAUCUAAAACCCGAAAAUGUCCUCCUGGCUUCUGCAGACUCUUUUCCACAGGUAAAGCUUUGUGACUUUGGAUUCGCUCGGAUCAUCGGUGAGAAGUCAUUCAGGUGCUCUGUGGUUGGUACACCAGCAUAUCUUGCUCCAGAGGUCCUGAGAAAUAAAGGUUACAACCGCUCUCUGGACAUGUGGUCCGUUGGCGUCAUCAUUUAUGUCAGUCUAAGUGGGACAUUCCCUUUUAAUGAAGACGAAGACAUUAAUGAGCAGAUCCAGAAUGCAGCCUUCAUGUACCCUCCUCAUCCCUGGAAGAAAGUCUCCCAGGAAGCAAUUGACCUGAUCAACAACCUCCUGCAAGUAAAGAUGAGAAAGAGGUAUAGUGUGGACAAGACCCUCAGUCAUCCCUGGUUACAGGACUACCAGAUGUGGCUAGACCUAAGGUCUCUUGAGUGUCGAAUGAGUGAGCGUUAUAUCACCCACGAGAGUGAUGACCUGCGGUGGCUUCAUCACGCCCAGCUCAGCGGGCUUGACUACCCCACAAACCUUAUCAAUGCCCCCCGCGGUGAUGAUGAUCAUGGGCUGGAACAUUACCAGGAGAAGGAAGAGCUGGAGACCCUCAGUGAGAGGGUCAGUGAACUCUGAGGACUGAGCUACAGGUAGAUUUUAAAGUUCAUAACAAAAUAAGUGACAGUGCCAAAUGAAAACAAAUCAGGAGACAUCAGCUUUUAUUAAAGAAACAAGUUUAA
Molecule: messenger RNA, 3149 nt
Organism: Melanotaenia boesemani (Boeseman's rainbowfish)
Lineage: Eukaryota; Metazoa; Chordata; Actinopteri; Atheriniformes; Melanotaeniidae
Gene: prkd1
Product: protein kinase D1
Exons: 21
Coding region: 322-3045 (907 amino acids)
Biological process (GO): protein phosphorylation
Molecular function (GO): ATP binding; protein serine/threonine kinase activity
Source: RefSeq, a predicted model, not a curated record